UGGGUUCUGGAGGAUCACAGAACGGCCGGUGCCCUGGACGGCCGGCGGCCGCCAUUCAUUAUAAAUCACUGUUUUUGUCCCCCCCUAGCCUCUGAUUAUCUACAGUUUGCAUCCAAUCUGACAGGUGGCAGCAAUGCGCCUGGCUGUUCAUCGCCAGUCCGAUAGAAGAACGAAAGAAGCACAAAGUUGCCUUCAUUGGUUCCUUGUGGAAGCAAAAUGGCGACGAGCGUUAAUGCCCAAUAUGGAUGGUGGUGGCAAAAAAAGAAAAGAGAAGGGUGGCGCGGAGAAGGUUAGGAAGAAAAAAAUUAAAGAAACUGGAGAGAAAAGCAUUAAAAUGUCAUAAAUUGACAAAUAUUUUCGCAAGCAGCAGUCUGGCUGCGACGGCCACGUUGGGUAACAGCAGCCCAGCCCCGGCGAUGGUGAGAGGGGGCAGCCGCUCUGACGUGCAGCCGGUGCAGGGAGGGAGAAAAAUAGAGGGAGGAGGUAAUGAUAAGCUGGUGGAAGUUCGAGAGGGAAGUUCCCCAGACAAGCGCAGAGCAAGUAAAAAGGGAUGAAGAGGGUCACUUGCUCGGUAUACUGGCAAUUGUUAUCCACAAGCAGAUGAGCCACUGGCAUCUAUCCUUACAUGACUGGAUCACGCAUCUGUGGUCCAUCAUGCACGGACUUCCCUGCCCAUCCCUUGGCCAUUGCUUCGGCUCCACCUCCGACCCUAACAGCGAUCCAGCUGUCGAAUUUGACGAGCAUCGAAAUCACAAGCCGGACCUCGUGACUGCCCAGCCAGAGCCACGACUGUCUCAGGAGCAGUCACAAAGAACCAAUGGUUGUUUAUUUCCACAAGAAACUAAUGGAAGUAACGCUCCAGGGAACCUACAGGACGAUGAUAAUCAAAUUUGCCUUCACACGUGCUCAGAUGAUGAUGAAAAGGAGGAUUCCAGCGCUAAACUGGAGCUCAAGUACUCUCAUAUCCCCAGGCCCUCCAUUAUCGUGAGGCAACCCAAAGAAACGGCAUCGAACAGAGGCGACAAAGAGGAUGGGCCUUUAUCAGGUAUGGAAAACAACACCAACACUUCCUCUUUGCUCUUUUGCCUACGUCGGCGCUGAUACGAGCUGGAAAAAAGGGUCCCCGGUG
Messenger RNA from Corythoichthys intestinalis (scribbled pipefish), 1129 nucleotides. RefSeq lists its product as uncharacterized. Lineage: Eukaryota; Metazoa; Chordata; Actinopteri; Syngnathiformes; Syngnathidae. The transcript is spliced from 3 exons. Bases 487 to 1101 code for a protein of 204 amino acids. The record is from RefSeq and is a predicted model, not a curated record.